Chenopodium quinoa (quinoa) is the source of this 1793-nucleotide messenger RNA. RefSeq names its product acyl-coenzyme A oxidase 4, peroxisomal-like. Gene Ontology annotation, biological process: fatty acid beta-oxidation. The record is from RefSeq and is a predicted model, not a curated record. Gene Ontology annotation, cellular component: peroxisome. Lineage: Eukaryota; Viridiplantae; Streptophyta; Magnoliopsida; Caryophyllales; Amaranthaceae. Bases 133 to 1440 code for a protein of 435 amino acids. The transcript is spliced from 14 exons. Gene Ontology annotation, molecular function: flavin adenine dinucleotide binding; acyl-CoA dehydrogenase activity.
UCACGAUUCUUCAAUUAAUAAGAUCGUCUUCAAUUUUCAUUUCCCCAUUUCGUCCUCUUCGAACUCCGUGCCAUUUAACUCUUCUUUUUUCUCUCUCCUAAAUUCCUAAUUUUCUUUUCCUGAUUCUGCAAAAUGACAAUUUCUUCUACAAAUAAAGGUGACUCACUAAAGGAUGCGAGGAGUUCAUAUUUCAAUCUGCCACCACUUGAUAUAUCAGAAGCAUUCCCCCAAGCAAAACCUGCAUCCAUAUUUCCUCCUUGCGCAUCCGACUAUUAUCAAUUUGAUGAUCUGCUGAAUGAUGAGGAGAGGGCUAUUCGUGCAAAAGUUAGAGAGUGUAUGGAAAAAGAAGUUGCUCCUAUUAUGGCAGAGUACUGGGAAAGAGCUGAGUUUCCAUUCCAGAUUAUUCCAAAGUUGGGGGCCUUGCAUAUUGCUGGUGGGAGUAUUAAGGGUUAUGGUUGCCCCGGUCUUUCCAUUACCGGAAAUGCUAUUGCCACGGCUGAGGUUGCUAGGGUUGAUGCUAGUUGUUCGACAUUCAUAUUGGUGCAUUCUUCUCUGGCAAUGCUUACAAUUGCAUUGUGUGGCUCAGAAGAUCAAAAGAAGAAUUAUUUGCCUUCUUUGGCACAGUUAAAAACUAUAGCAUGUUGGGCAUUGACUGAGCCUGACAAUGGAAGUGAUGCAAGUGGUCUGCAAACAACUGCUACAAAGGUUGCUGGAGGCUGGAUAUUGGAAGGUCAAAAGCGCUGGAUAGGUAAUAGCACAUUUGCAGACUUACUCAUCAUAUUUGCUAGGAACACUGCAACAAAUCAGAUAAAUGGAUACAUUGUUAAAAAGGAUUCGCCUGGGCUCACUGCUACAAAAAUUGAGAACAAGAUAGGCUUGCGGAUUGUUCAGAAUGGAGAUAUAGUCCUAAAGAAGGUUUUUGUCCCUGAUGAGGAUAGGCUACCUGGUGUCAAUUCUUUCCAAGACACAAAUAAGGUACUUGCAGUUUCACGGGUCAUGGUUGCUUGGCAACCUAUUGGCAUUUCCAUGGGUGUUUAUGACAUGUGUCUCAGGUACUUAAAAGAGAGGAAACAAUUUGGUGCACCAUUGGCAGCAUUCCAAAUAAAUCAGCAAAAGCUUGUGCAGAUGUUGGGAAAUGUUCAGGCAAUGUUUCUUGUUGGUUGGCGCCUUUGUAAAUUGUACGAGAGUGGAAAAAUGACCCCUGGUCAUGCAAGCUUGGGAAAGUCAUGGAUUUCUGUCAAGGCAAGAGAGACAGUUGCUCUUGGUCGCGAAUUACUAGGAGGCAAUGGAAUCCUUGCCGAUUUUCUUGUUGCAAAGGCAUUCUGUGACCUUGAGCCCAUCUACACAUAUGAAGGAACAUAUGACAUCAACUCAUUGGUGACAGCAAGGGAAGUCACUGGUAUUCCCAGCUUCAAACCUGCAGCAAGGAGCCGCUUAUAGUGCAUGCUGCUAAAUUAUCCUCGCAUACCCAAGAAAGGAGGACUAGUAAACUAGGAUGUUGUUGCUUGCUGAACCAAAAAAGCGCUUCAUAUGAUAUGCUCAUGUUACCUUAGUAUGUUUGUAAUCCCGUUGUUAUACCUCUAUGAAACACAAAGUAGGUGGUGGGAUAGACAAUCUACAUGAAAAAAUACUAAGAGACUAUGUAAUCAUAAUCAAGUAUAGUUUUUAAACUUGUAUUUAGCAAUGUUAUCAUGCUCCUAUGUAUCAAAUUGUUGCAAAUUCGAAAAUAUCAAUCAUUGCGUAUUAUUUGUAUAGUAUACAGAAUGAUUAAAAGUCAAUAUUAGUUGUUGAAA